This is a messenger RNA of Striga asiatica, 537 nucleotides long. NCBI's taxonomy places the organism in Eukaryota, Viridiplantae, Streptophyta, Magnoliopsida, Lamiales, Orobanchaceae. The record is from the annotation of a GenBank genome assembly.
AUGGGAUCAGAUUCCUCAUCUAAGGGCUUGGACCAAAACCAGCUAGCUAUUACUCCUUCUCCACCUGGGAUUCAGCAAAAGAAUGAGCAUAAGCAUAUCCAGGUUCAACAACUAAAAAGCAACACAGAGGAGAACUUUCUCACAGCUAGUAAUAUCCCUCAACAACAGCAACAUGAACCCCCCAAAAGAAUCUUACCUGGAUCCAUUGCUGGAAAGAAGACUUGGAAGAGAUCCAACAGUAAGGCAGAGAGGAUCAACAGGGCUAACCAAGAGACUAAUAUGGAGGAGGAAUCUUCCAAAAAGAGAGGGUGGGCACCAUCAGAGGAUAUGGAGGAUUGUGGAAAUUGGAUGAGAACGGAAAUAAGAAAUGGGAAGAAUACUUAUAUUUGGGAUACUCACUGGAUUCCUAACAGAGUGGACAGAACAGUUGAGCUCUUACCAGGUAUAGACAGAGGAAUUAGCAGGGUCUGUGAUCUACUGUCAGAGGAUGGAUACCACUGGGAUGAAGCCAAACCUAUAUCUGUCCAUCAAAAAUAG